UAACGGGAAGGACGGCUGAGCUGGUCGUUGAGGAAGGAGCUGCCCCGCUGCAGGAUGCCCCGUCGUGUGUCCGGUACCGAGGCUCCGGAGGCCCGGGUCCAGGUGUGAUGGCCACCCCUGCAGCUCGGUGGCUGCCGUCCGUGCUGCUGGUCGCCCUGUCAGGCUGCUGUGCUGCAGGUCCCCCUGCUCCUCCCUCUCACCUUCAGUGCUAUCGACAGUGUCAUGAGACACACUGUUUAGGAGGCAUACAGUGUAUCUGGGAUCCAGAGCCAGAUCCUAAAAUCCCCACUAACUACAGCCUGCACUGGGAGCCAGCCAGUAGCGAGGAUGGGCAUGCCACCAGUGGGACCAGUCAAAGUGGCUUUAUUGGUCGUAAAGACUUUAGCCAUGGAGAACUUCGUGUUUGGGUCCAGGCCAGGAACCAGUAUGGUUCUGCCAAAUCUGAGGAGAUUGUCUUCAACACAGAAGAUAUCAUCAAGCCGCUCCCUCCAAAGUUCUCAUCAAGUUAUCAGGAGCCAUUAGAGAUUCACUGGAAUACCACCUGUGCUCAGCUGGCAAUCGGGACCUGUGAAGUGCGACAUCGGACUGAAGAGGACCGAGACUGGCCCGGGCAUGAGAGUGGGCUACAUGGUGUCUAUACGUUCCUGGACCCCCAGCCUGGCACCGUCUAUGAAUUUCAAGUCCGUUGUGCCUGUAUGACAGGCCUCACGAGUGACUGGAGUACAAUCCUUAGAAUUAAAAGUGCAGAGUCAGCCCCGGUUGGAGAGGUGGACGUAUGGAGGGACUGUGGGAUGUCCACCACAAGUCAGGACUGCUUCCUGACAUGGAAGAAUCUUUCAAACUCUCAGGCACGUGGGCUCAUCCUGGGAUAUGAAGUCAGAAUUGUUUACAAUAAUGGCACCUCGUCGCUGAUGAAUAUGUCCACAGCUGAACCAAGCAGCCACCUCGUGUAUGAUGACAUGAAAUGGUGCCUGGACUCCCCUCUCAAGGAUUUAUUAUCAGCCAGCGUAUCAGCCUACAAUGCUCUUGGUGCCACAGUGCCUUCUUAUCUAGCUAUGCCAAGAAGAGCAGGUAAAGAACCAAAUGAUCAACCGAUGUACCUCCAGAUGAACCAAGACAACCUCACCGUGUCCUGGGAUGGGCCGGCUCAGCUCUCGGACAAGCUGAAGGAAUAUGUGGUGCAAUACAAAGAAGCAGGGUGUCCUCCUGGCCAAGGCUUUGACUGGAUCAAAGUGAACAAAAGCCAGACAACAGCAUUUUUUAAAGGUCAAUUCAAGAAGUCCACACAGUACCAAGUGUCCUUAUUGGCCGUCUCUAGCAGCCACCAGGUCCAUCAGCUGGCAUCAGUGGCCGGAUAUUCUUCUCAAACAACUCCCUCUGCAGUGCCUUUAUUUGAGGUGUCUUCUAUCGGAGCCACUGAUGUGACUUUGUCCUGGGAGCCUGUUCCCAUCUCCAAGCAGAACGGGCUGAUCUUGUACUACCAAAUAGGACUCAACACACAAGAAGUGUACAACGUAAGUGCAUCCCCACAGCAGAAAAAGAUGAGUUUUAAUGUGGAGCACCUCCGUCCAGGCCAGAGUUAUGUGGUGUGGAUCAAAGCUGUGACUGCUGCAGGGCCUGGAGAAAAUGUCACAACAGACUUCAAAACAAACUCCAGCCAAGAUGCAGACCUUCUGUCCAUCGUGUUAAAAGUUGUUUUGCCUGUGAUAUUCUUGAUAUUCUUUCUUCUUGCUGUUGUGCUCUGGUUUUGUCGGAGAGGAAACAAAGUGUGCCCACUGAUGUCUCGAUGUCUCUAUGAGAAAGUGCCAGAUCCUGGCAACAGCCACAUCUUCAGACAGCUGAAGCACCAGAUUAAUGAGCCCUUGGACUGGAUCUGCAUUCCACAUGAGCCACAACCCAAGAUCUCUGUGUUGGAAGUUGUGGAAAAGAAGUCCCAGGCCUCCGACAGUGAUGGAUUAACCAAGCCAGUGGUGGGAGAUGGGUGCUCACAGAUGAACUGCCAAAAUGAUCAGAAGGAGGAUGCUGUUACAGACGAGUGUGACAGGACAGACCGCAGAUAUGGCAGAGAGGAGUACAGCAAAAUGGUUGACUCUGAUGAGGAGAAGGAUGGUUGCUGGAGCUCCUUAGAGGAAGAGAACAUUUCGUCAGGCUAUGAAAAACACUUUAUGCCCACUGCUCAGGAAAUACUUUAAGUCUGAAGUUGUCUCCAUAUCACAUCAUGGACAUUCCUCUCAGAUGUUUGUUGUCUUUUUUAUUGUGCAGAAAAUGUUCAAUGUGUGUUUAGAUGGGAAGCUUCUGGAGCUUCUCUCUGAAGGACGCUGUAGGACGCACUGAGGUCGCUGGAAAGAUUCAUCUGCUCAGGCUGCUGACAGUCUCCCUCUUUCUGUUGUGGCUUCAGACUUCUGCAUUUGUUUGUUGUGGCAUUUGGUCUGCCUACAUUCCAGCUGAGUUGGAUCCCCAUUUGGUGCAAACUCUCAGUUUUUGUUCCUUUUCCUGUUUCAGUUUAAGUCUGCCCAUGGGCAGUUCCUCAUUUUGGUCUCACGUUGACUCUGAUUGUGACAAUAUAAACCAAGAGUAUUAUUUUAGGAAAAAACAGAUACUGGAUGUGCAAUAAAUUCUAAUUGUUUUAUCAUCCACACAUUAAUCCAGACAGGAGACCCGAGUAGUGUUCAGUAUAGAAGAGCAAUACCGUUAAAUGCUGACUUAUCUGUGACAAUAACGGUCAACUGAUAAACUGGUCUGGCUGUAGUAUACAGAGUAAACAUAUACAUGAUCAUAUAUAUGAUCGUCUCAGGAAAUAAUGUUAACCUGUGGACAAUGCUGGAAGUAUUUUAUAUUUUGAAAGUAAAUAGGAUUUCCAUUCAAGUUCCGUGUCAUUUAGUUACACUGAAUGAAUGUCAAAGGAUCAGCCAUAACCUAAUUUAAUGUGGAUGCCAACUAAAAUCAAUCCCUGGACAUUUAUUCCGGUUUUAUAUUAGCGUUAUUAACUCCCAGAUAAGCUCUAUAAAUCAGAAAAUCUACAACCUACCGGUGGAUUUUAAAACCCCAAAGCUGUAAAUUGUUUUGUAAACACUGAAUGUAAAUGUCAUGAUACCAGGUGCUCAACAUGCAUUUUUUUUAUUAUUAUUAUUUUUUUUACAGUUUUGCACCUAAAGUUAUAUUUUUUUCAGUAAAAUAUGUAUUGGAUAUUUGUCCACUUGACAUAUGAGAUUAAAUAAAUGCACAGUGACAACACA
Molecule: messenger RNA, 3236 nt
Organism: Stegastes partitus (bicolor damselfish)
Lineage: Eukaryota; Metazoa; Chordata; Actinopteri; Pomacentridae
Gene: il12rb2l
Product: interleukin 12 receptor, beta 2a, like
Exons: 15
Coding region: 108-2192 (694 amino acids)
Molecular function (GO): protein binding
Source: RefSeq, a predicted model, not a curated record